UUGAUUUCGCAAUAAAAGGGCAAUAUAAAGUCAACCAGUUCCCGCUAGAUUUCAGCGCAAUAGCUCGAUCGCCGUUGUUCUAAAUACUUAAGAUGACUUGGAAGUGUGCUCUUGUACUUAUUGUAGCAACAGUUUGUUUUGCGAAAACCGUUAACUAUAAGGAUUGUGGCUCCGUGAGUGGCACCAUCUACUCUAUCGACGUCACACCGUGCGAUGUCGAGCCCUGUACCUUACACGCCAACACCAACUAUUCCGUACAUAUCAACUUCACAUCAAAGGUCAAUUCAAAAACUGCCAAGAACUUGGUGCACGGGAUAAUCGCAGGGGUUCCAGUUCCGUUUCCGGUGCCUGUAGACUGCUGUGAGAACAACAACAUGCGAUGCCCAAUCGUCGCUGGCUACAAUGAUAUUUACUCAAACACAAUUUUCUGUAGCCCAGACUACCCAAAGAUCCGACUGGUGAUGAAGUGGGAGGUGCAGGAUGACAAUGGACUGGACAUCAUGUGCUACGAGAUUCCAUUGCAAAUAAGCUAAGCCAGUAAGACCCAGUCUCAUCAGACAGGAGCUCCGCUGCAUAUAAACUUGUGCAGUAGGGCUGUAUGUCAUACGACAACGUGAUAUACGACACCAUAUUUGAUCAUUUAUACUUACUACAAAUAAAGAUAUUACCACAGUU
Molecule: messenger RNA, 675 nt
Organism: Dreissena polymorpha
Lineage: Eukaryota; Metazoa; Mollusca; Bivalvia; Myida; Dreissenidae
Product: NPC intracellular cholesterol transporter 2-like
Exons: 4
Coding region: 93-533 (146 amino acids)
Biological process (GO): sterol transport
Molecular function (GO): sterol binding
Source: RefSeq, a predicted model, not a curated record